Molecule: messenger RNA, 2790 nt
Organism: Pterocles gutturalis (yellow-throated sandgrouse)
Lineage: Eukaryota; Metazoa; Chordata; Aves; Pterocliformes; Pteroclidae
Gene: EPAS1
Product: endothelial PAS domain protein 1
Exons: 10
Biological process (GO): cellular response to hypoxia; regulation of transcription by RNA polymerase II
Molecular function (GO): protein binding; DNA-binding transcription factor activity, RNA polymerase II-specific; RNA polymerase II transcription regulatory region sequence-specific DNA binding
Source: RefSeq, a predicted model, not a curated record
AAUAACAGAGUUGAUUGGAUACCAUCCAGAGGAGCUGCUGGGCCGUUCAGCAUAUGAGUUCUACCAUGCCUUGGACUCAGAGAGUAUGACCAAGAGUCACCAGAACUUGUGUACAAAAGGUCAAGUAGUGACGGGCCAGUACCGUAUGCUUGCCAAGCACGGUGGAUACGUAUGGCUGGAGACUCAAGGAACGGUGAUUUACAAUACACGCAACCUACAGCCUCAGUGUAUUGUCUGCGUCAACUAUGUGCUGAGUGAAAUUGAGAAGAACAAUAUUGUGUUCUCCAUGGACCAAACGGAAUCACUCUUCAAACCUCACCUGCUGACGAUGAGCACUGCCUACGAGAGCGGCAUCCCUGGCCCAGACAAGAGUGACUUCUUGUUUACUAAGUUAAAGGAAGAACCAGAGGAACUUGCUCAGCUGGCACCAACACCUGGUGAUGCCAUUAUUUCCCUGGAUUUUGGGACACAGAACUUUGAGGAAGCCCCUGCCUUCACCAGUGCUGUUUUGACACCAACCAAAGCAUCACCAGCGGAGGUGAAAAGCCACACUGCUCAAUGUGAAACACUGACAAUACCAUCCUUUACAAUGCCUCAGAUUGCACCUGGCAGCAGUACUCCAAGUGCAAGCAGCAACAGUAGCUGUUCCACGCCAAGCAGCCCAGGAGAUUAUUAUAGUGCUGUGGAUGAAGAUCUUAAAAUUGAGGUGAUUGAAAAACUCUUUGCCAUGGACACAGAAUCAAAAAGUCAGUGCAACUCUCAGACUGACUUCAAUGAACUGGACCUUGAAACCUUGGCUCCUUACAUUCCUAUGGAUGGAGAAGAUUUCCAGCUCAGCCCAAUCUGCCAAGAAGAAUGUCCUCUCUCGGAAAGUGCACAAAAUACCCAGCAGAGUCUAAGUAGCAUGAGUACCAUCUUCCAACCCCUUGCUUCUGCUUCACAGAAUCAGUUCCUCCCAGAGAAAUACUGCCCACAGCUAUCAAAUAAAAACAUUAACCCUGGUCAUGACUCCCUGUCAUCGGUGUUCUUCAACAAUGUGACUAGGUCAUCGCUGCCACCGUACUAUGACCAAGCCACCACUCCCCUGUCUUCGAUGGGAGGAAGACCAAACACCCAGUGGCCACCUGAUCCCCCAUUAGAAUAUGUUCCUGCUACAUGGAGACUCAGGGAUAAAUACUCAGGAUCCCUAUCAAGUUCCCCUUCAGGGCCACCAGUACCUUCUCCCAGCAUGCCCAUAUAUAAAAAAAGGGCCCUGGAUGCUUUUGGGCAACGAGGCAUAGAUAUAAACCCGGCAAGAAUUGCUCUGUCUAAUAGUUUAAAACUGAAGCGACAACUGGAUUAUGAAGAGCAAGCGUUGCAACAGCUGAGUGGGGGAGAUCCAUCUGUCAUUAACCCAGCUCACCUAAUGUGGAAGAGAAUGAAAUUUCUCAAAGGGGAAAACUGUUCCUUGGUUACAGAAAAGAAGUCUCUCAGCACAAGUGUUCUUACUGAUGAAUUUGUCUGUAACUCAAGAGGUCUGAGCCAAUCAAUGAAUCAACUGCAGCAGCAACAGCAGCAGCAGCAACCACCCACGUGUGGCAACCCUGGUGAGAAUUUGAAAGCAGGAGCAUUUCUCCCUCCGUUCUACAGUUCCCAUUAUCAGGACUAUACUGUCCAGGCAGCUCAUAAAGCAUCAGGUCUGACCAGUCGUCUGCUGGGGCCCUCCUUUGAACCCUAUUUGUUGCCCGAGUUGACAAGAUAUGACUGUGAGGUGAACGUCCCUGUUUUGGGCAGCUCUACGCUUCUGCAGGGCAAUGAACUGCUCAGAGCGCUGGACCAGGCAACCUGAGUGAUCCUGCAAUAUUCCGUGGCCUGUACUGUUCAAAACAGCUUCAGUUUUUAAAUAUAUUUUUGCAAGUAGACAAUUUCUAAUACCAAUACACCUUUGCAGGAUUUUACGUAGAUAUUUUACCUGUCCACGUUACCAAAUAGUGGCCUUUUGAAGUUACUCACUUUAUUAUUCAUAGUAAAUAAAUACAUCUACUGUAUUUUCUCUAUUGCAAUUAAUUAAAAUGUUGUUUAGAGAGUUUGAUUACCCUCCCCUUAUCUCAUUACCUGUAAUUUAUACUCUGAAAUUUUCUUCAAAUUUCAUGCUAAUAAAAAGCUGUGGUAUAAAUGCCUCAUCAUGUGAUAACUUUGGCUGCAGUACUGCAAAGAUUUAUUUUUAUUGCCAAAGAUGAAUGAAACAAGUUUUGUCUCCAACCACAGUUUCUGAUCUGCCAAAUUGAAAUCCUUUGAGUCUUUCUGUUUUCCAGCAUUUAUGGUAUUGUAACUUUAAUAACCUUUGUAAAAGCAUACUAAGGAAAACUCCCAGCCUUACACCUGUCCCCUUCCCUUCCAUUUUUUUUAUACACUUUGUUGAAAGAAAUGUGAAUGGUGAACUGCAAUGUUUGUGGGUAUCUGUGAAGGUUGCACAUUAUAAGCUUUUUUCCUCAGAAGGAAGCCACAUUCUCAGCUGCCUUAACCUGGCUUAGCUCUAUAGCCACAGGAGUCCUGCAGAUUUACCCCAGUGGAGGAUUUAGACCUGUGUUUUCAUUUGUGUUGGGGUUUCUUGUUUUGGUCUUUGUUGUUGCCUUUUUUCUUUUUUUGCCCCCACAAAACAGGCUUGUUUUGGGUUUUUUAAUGUCUCUCUGGGUCAGUUGUUAAUCAUCUCUUGGUACUUCUGCUAUAUCUAGGACACAACAACUUUUAAGAGCUGUUUCUGCUAGAACUAGUAUUUGUUAUGGUGUUGCUGAUAUUUUGGGAAUCUGA